AUGGCUCUCACCACCACCAGCUCCUCGUUCCUAUCGGUGCGGGGUAUCACCACCACCCUUGUCCUGCCUCUCCUCCUCCUCACGAGCUGCGGCCAAACCUCUGUUCUGCCCCGUCAGCAAGACAAAAAGAUCCUCCCUUGGGUCACUGUCGACGCCAACGGCGCAUUCAAGACAAUCACACCCACAGUCCAAGGUGGCAAGACCACAUCUGCAUUCCCUGGCAACACCGCGGUCCCGACCGCGGAUUCGAAUGGUGCGGGUGCAUUUUUGGUCUGCAAUGAAGAGACGGGAUCUCAUGGAGCGUACCAACCAUUCUGCGCACCUGAAAAUGGCGCUGAAGCAGAGGUUGGAAAGACAUAUUUCAUAACAUGGGAUGCCGGCUUCUUCCAACGGCCCGAAACCCAGGUCAUGCUGCAAGGCAACUACCUCUCCCCCGAUCCCGAUCCUGGCAUCGCCGACACGGGUUUCUCGUCUGAAAAGUUCGGAGCAUCAAAGGGAUUUUUCGCCUGGAGUCCCGGGGCCGGUGAUGUUGACCUCCCCGAGGUGAAGAGCACUGACGUGCGAUUUUUCCUCGCCUACCUUUAUCCCAACGGGACGAUCAGAGACAAGGAUCCAGGGCCAAAAGUCCUUCUGCAUAUAAGUGGAAAGGAGAAGGGCCAUAAAAAGAAUGUUACCGCCAUUGCCGUCGGCGUCGCAGUUGGCAUCGUUGUACUUGGCGUUAUUAUCGGUCUCGCCUGGUUUUUCCUCAAGAAGAGGGUCAAGCUUGGAGGGUCACGAAACAGCGGGGGGUAUGGUGUUAGGCGGAGUAAGACUCAGAGAUCGGCGGGCAUUGCCCUUGAUGCAUCGCCAUCUUUCCAAAGGGAGGAUGUUGACUUUUCUCGGGCCGCUGGGAGGAAUGUGUUCCGCGAAGAGGUGGCUCGCCAAGACAAGGGCACUGGGUAUUAA
This is a messenger RNA of Scedosporium apiospermum, 945 nucleotides long. RefSeq lists its product as uncharacterized. The record is from RefSeq and is a predicted model, not a curated record. The coding region runs from base 1 to 945 and encodes 314 amino acids. NCBI's taxonomy places the organism in Eukaryota, Fungi, Ascomycota, Sordariomycetes, Microascales, Microascaceae. The transcript has 2 exons.